Messenger RNA from Lepisosteus oculatus (spotted gar), 600 nucleotides. NCBI's taxonomy places the organism in Eukaryota, Metazoa, Chordata, Actinopteri, Semionotiformes, Lepisosteidae. The record is from RefSeq and is a predicted model, not a curated record.
CAUUUUGACUCACUGAUACAUUGUCUUGUCUGCUCAGAGCGCAGUAACGUCACCCUGAUUGAACUCAACCAGAGCUGGACUGAAGCCCAGAGUCUCUGCAGACAGAAUCACACAGAGCUGGUCAGUGUGAGGAGCCAGAGUGAGAAUGAGGUGGUUCGGAGGUCAGCGCGGGGUCACAGGGUGUGGAUCGGCCUGUACAAUGAGCCCUGGCAGUGGUCAGACCAGGGGGCGUCCAGCUUCAGGAACUGGGCAGGAGGGCAGCCUGGGUCAGCAGGUGGACGGAGAUGUGCGCAGGUGGACCUGCAGGGCAGCCUGAGAGGAGGAUGGACAGAGACAAACUGCAGUGAGAUCAGACCCUUCUUCUGUCACUGGGACACCAGAAAGCUUGUCCUGGUCAGAGAGAAGAAGUCCUGGGCUGAGGCCCUGGAUCACUGCCGGAGAAAUAGCUCCUACCUGCUGGCCAUCACAUCUGACGAAGAGCAGAGCUACGCUGUUGAAGAGGCCCGGUCUGCUGAGUCCAGCCUGGUCUGGCUGGGCCUGCGGCAGAGUCGGAUCUUCGGGUUCUGGUUCUGGGUGAAUGGACAACCCCUUAAUUAUCAG